AUGCUUCAACAUACAGUGCUCAAGCUGGUUCCUUCGGAGCAGAAACAGCAGGCGGAGCUCCUGGGAGCAAGUUAUCAGGGACAGGAAGUUCAGGUGGAAGAUUUACAAGUACAUCAGGAAUUGCAACGCAGCCGGGUCGUGGAUCAUUUAGUUCUGGAACUAAAGAUUCUGACACUGAGACACCGGGUUCUGGCUCUUCAAUACGAAAAUAUUCCACUCAGCAAUAUUCUUUCAGUAGUGGUGGUUCCGCAGGUUCACCUGCAGGUACUGGGAGCACCUCCAUUACUUCCUCUACCCAAACCGGUCGACGUCCAGGGAGCAGCAGUACACUUGGUUCAUCCACGUUCACCUCCGGCAGAGGCGGCGCAGGUUCUAGCGCUGGGACUGGAGCUCAUGGACCUGGCUCAAGUAGUCGCCCUUCCACAGGUUCAGCCAGCUUCACCUCAUUCAGGGGCGGCGCUGGUGCUGGUGCUGGAACUGGAGCACACGGGCCUGGAUCAAGUAGUCACAGCUCCACCAAACACUCAUCUUUUAGUGCUGGUUCUACUGGUUCCACUAAGCACACUUCUACUAGACUCACUUCAUCCGGAACUGGUGCUGGCACAGGAACAUUUGGUCCUGGCUCUACUAGUUCCACUAGACUCACUUCAUCAGGAACUGGUGUUGGCGCUGGAACAGGAAGUGGAGCAUUUGGUCCCGGCUCUACUGGUUCUACGAAGCAUUCUUCUACUACAUUCACAUCAUCUGGAACUGGAGCAGGAAGUGGAGCAUUUGGCCCUGGUUCCAGUGGUUCCACCAAACACACAUCUACUACAUUUACGUCAUCCGUGACUGGAGCUGGUUCUGGAUCGGGGACAGGAUUUACCGCUCCCGGUACUACUGGUUCCACCAAACACACAUCUAUUAGAUUUCCAUCAUCUGGAACUGGCACCGGGUCUAGAACCAGUACUGGAGCAUAUACCCCUGGUGCCUAU
Portunus trituberculatus (swimming crab) is the source of this 974-nucleotide messenger RNA. RefSeq lists its product as uncharacterized. Bases 1 to 831 code for a protein of 276 amino acids. Lineage: Eukaryota; Metazoa; Arthropoda; Malacostraca; Decapoda; Portunidae. The record is from RefSeq and is a predicted model, not a curated record. The transcript is spliced from 2 exons.